AUGACUGUAGAAGACCCUGGCGCUCCCGCUGCUGCCAACGGCGAGUUCUGGCUCUUUGGAUACGGGAGCCUGAUAUGGAAACCACCGCCGCAUUUUGGCAAGGUACGGUCAACAUUCCUUGUACAUCUUUGGUCCCAGUACCUCGAGGAUAAUUCACCCUCGAGCCUUGCUGGGGAAAUCCAGGACCACCGCGGCACUCCCGAGGCACCAGGCCGUGUCGUGACCCUGAUCGAGCGGUCCUUUUGGGAAACACUGCCGGAUCCACACUCGUCCGCAGACAAGGUCUGGGGCGUCGCCUACAGGAUCGAGGCGGAACAUGUGGAGGAGGUCAAGGAGUAUCUGGACAUCCGGGAGAUCAACGGCUACACCAUCUUCGUCGGCCCCCAAGACAUCCAGGCCCUGGCCGAGCACAUCUACCGCUCAGAGGGGCCGAGCGGGCUGAACCGGGACUACCUGCUGGGCCUGGACAAGGCGCUGCAGGAGCUGAGCCCCGAGAGCGGUGACGAGCACGUCACAGACUUGUCGGAGCGUGUCAGGGCGAUAAUAUCUCGCGAGGAGGAGCGCGGUAGAGGAGGCAAGGGAGGCGUGGGGGCGCCGGCUACUAAGAACGUGGUUAGCCAGGGGAGUGACGCGGCUGCGGACGCUCUUCACGAUCCCAAGGAAGUCGGCAGCGUAGACCAGAACGAGGAGACCGAAAAAGUCGGUUGA
This is a messenger RNA of Diaporthe citri, 708 nucleotides long. RefSeq lists its product as uncharacterized. Gene Ontology annotation, biological process: glutathione catabolic process. Gene Ontology annotation, cellular component: cytoplasm. Gene Ontology annotation, molecular function: gamma-glutamylcyclotransferase activity; glutathione specific gamma-glutamylcyclotransferase activity. The coding region runs from base 1 to 708 and encodes 235 amino acids. NCBI's taxonomy places the organism in Eukaryota, Fungi, Ascomycota, Sordariomycetes, Diaporthales, Diaporthaceae. The transcript has 5 exons. The record is from RefSeq and is a predicted model, not a curated record.